Penicillium brevicompactum is the source of this 834-nucleotide messenger RNA. RefSeq lists its product as uncharacterized. The record is from RefSeq and is a predicted model, not a curated record. NCBI's taxonomy places the organism in Eukaryota, Fungi, Ascomycota, Eurotiomycetes, Eurotiales, Aspergillaceae. The transcript is spliced from 2 exons. Bases 1 to 834 code for a protein of 277 amino acids.
AUGCAUCUGUUUAUGGCCCUCUGGGCUUUGGUCACUUUUGCUUGUUUCGCACUCUUUGCAUCAGCAGACGUCUCAUCCAGCAAGAGCAACAAAUCGCUUUAUCAAUUUGACGAACUAUGGGAUCUUGAGAAGACUUUCUGGGACGAAUUCCUCUAUCCUGCCAACAAAAAGCAGGUUGAGGGUAACACUUCUACUGUCUUUGCAACUGAUGUCCAAGGACGUGUCGAUGUCACCCGUACUUUCGACGGCGACGAACUAAACCGCGAAUACAUCUUCGGUCUUUUCGUGGAUCCUAGCCAUGUCAGCCUCACCGGUAUCCCCAUUGGAUACAACAUCACUCAAUUUACUGCGAAUGACAACGUUGCCUCUGCCACCACUGUCGUGACAUUCAACAUAACCACUUUUGGUGUCAUUGCCCCUUACGCGAUUGAUACAUGGAUUGAAUGGAACGAAGAUGGGAAAAUUGCCCAGUACGACGCGACAUUCCGCUGGUUCGCAAACUCCUUGGACGUCUUGCUAGAGAGAUUGGCCGUUAAGAUUAACGCUACUUCGACUGACCAAGUCGUCACGUACGUUUCCGAUAUACUGGCCAAAACGAUUUGUGAAACGCACGAUAAAUUCUGCCUGGGCCCCAACCAACAAUACACCGACAACGCUUCUUGCUACGAGUUCUUGAUGAAGAAGACUCGAUUUGGCAAGGCUUAUGAACUCGGUCGCAACACAUUGCUAUGUCGUGAGGUUCAUGAGCACAUGGUACCAUACCGGCCCGAAAUUCACUGCCCACACAUUGGACCAACUGGCGGCGGAUACUGUGUCGAUGAUAUGACCUACUAG